This is a messenger RNA of Triticum dicoccoides, 2821 nucleotides long. RefSeq lists its product as uncharacterized. Gene Ontology annotation, molecular function: magnesium ion binding; phosphopyruvate hydratase activity. The coding region runs from base 1115 to 2602 and encodes 495 amino acids. The transcript is spliced from 8 exons. The record is from RefSeq and is a predicted model, not a curated record. Gene Ontology annotation, cellular component: phosphopyruvate hydratase complex. Lineage: Eukaryota; Viridiplantae; Streptophyta; Magnoliopsida; Poales; Poaceae. Gene Ontology annotation, biological process: glycolytic process.
CAAUGUUUCUCCCAAAAAAAAUUGGAAUUUUUUGAAAUUUUUUUUAUUUUUUUUUUGAUUUUACUGUUCACCGAGCUCAAAUGAGCUCGGGAGCAGAAAGGCACUUUCGCAGUAUAAUGUGAAUUUGACAAAGGGUGGUCUGCUAGGUCUUGGUAAUGGGUUUCCGCAGCGACCAGCUCAUGUGAUUUCUCUUCAUGGUUAUGGAAUUGGAAGAAGUAAUGAAUUUGCAUUGCCUUUUGGAGCUAGAGGUUUGUUGCAGUCAAUCCGCAGAGCAUCAACCGCAACUGCUGGGCAACCUAAGUUGGAUACCGAAGAAGAACAGAGUGAGGAUCAGAAGCAGAAUAAAAAGAAAAAGGAGGCAUCCCCAGAAGAAUGUGACCAGGCUGUGGAAGGCCUAAGCACAGCAAAAGCUAGAGCCAAAGCCAAGCAGGUGCAAGAAUCUCUAAAGGCUAGCCGAUCAAUCGUACAAAAAUUCUGGGCAAGGCUUCUGGGUAUUGGCCCUGCUCUCCGAGCUAUUGCUUCAAUGAGUAGAGCUGACUGGGCUGUAAAGCUGAAGCAUGGGAAGGAUGAAUUUAUUUCUAGACUGCAGCAUUACUGGUUAGGAACAAAGCUACUUUGGGCAGAUGUUAGGAUUUCAUCAAGAUUGCUGGUGAAGCUUGCUGGUGGAAAGAGCCUGUCAAGGAGAGAGAGGCAACAACUCACCCGUACAACAGCUGAUAUCUUCAGGCUGGUACCUGUUGCUGUGUUUAUCAUUGUUCCGUUCAUGGAAUUCUUAUUGCCGGUGUUUCUCAAGUUGUUUCCAAACAUGCUGCCAUCCACUUUUCAAGACAAGAUGAAAGAAGAGGAAGCGUUGAAAAGGAAACUGAAAGCAAGGAUGGAGUAUGCAAAGUUUCUGCUAGAUCCUGCUUAAGAAUUGGCAAAGGAAGUCAAAGCAUUAUGCAGUGGAGAAACUAAACAGACCGCUGAAGAUCUGGACGAAUUUUUAAACAAGGAUGUCACCAAUGUUGGAGAUGAAGGUGGUUUUGCUCCUAACAUUCAGGAGAACAAGGAGGGCCUUGAACUCUUGAAGACUGCAAUUGAAAAGGCUGGAUACACUGGCAAAGUUGUCAUUGGAAUGGAUGUUGCUGCUUCAGAGUUCUACAAUGACAAGGACAAAACCUAUGACCUCAACUUCAAGGAAGAGAACAAUGAUGAUUCGCUGAAGAUAUCUGGAGAUAACCUGAAGAAUGUAUACAAGUCAUUUGUGAGUGAGUACCCCAUUGGCUUGAUUAAGGAUCCAGUUGAACAAGAUGACUGGAUGCACUAUGCUAAGAUGACUGAGGAGGAGAGUCUUGAUUAUGACUUUCUAGUCAAUAACCAAAUGGAUCAUGUGCUCAAAGCAUCCAGCCAAGCUAAACCGGAAAUGACACCAUACAAAAGGAAAGUGUUCCAAAAUGGCCGAACUUUCUCUUCAAUUGGACCGGAACCGGAGCUGGAAGUUCCGGUUGUUAAACAAUUGAUAUUUUGUGAUGAUUAUGAAGCACAGAGAUGGCCACUCUUUCCCCUUAAGGAUUGUUUACUUGCUGGUGCUAUUCUUAAGCCAAUUUCACUAGGUGGACUCUUUCGGAAAGUGGACCUACAGGUAUUUGGCAAUUCAGUGUUAGGCGAAUUGGGUUCUGAUCUUCUUCGACAUGGCUCUGGCCUUGUUACAGUCAACAUGAUGAGGGGGGUUAAUGUCAGUCAGCUACUCAAAAUGGACAAUAUCCUAUGGUCACCCUCGCACAGGGGGAUCAUGUUUAAAAGCACAUGUAUAACAGAUGAGGAGAAAGAUGAGGAGAAAGAUGAGGAGAACUCUAUGGAAUGCCCAUACAAUGCUCUCCGGGUAUUGUUCAAUGAAUGUCUGGAAGCAUCCAGAGGACAGACGGCAGAGUUUCUGAGAACUCCGCUGGAUGUUAAACAUUUAUUAUUCUAUCUGGAGUAUGCUAAGUCUGUGGACAAACGACUGAUCAAUAAUCAUUCAGCGAUCAGGUUUCCUGGUGAUCGGAUUGAUAGGAAUGCAGCUGCCAACCGUUUCCUGCGACAUACAGUUGCCAACAGGCUCAAAAGAAUGCGGUCUGGAUAUUGUCCAGACUCCAUUGGUGCCUAUAAAUUAGAAUCUCGUGUGAAUCUAGUGUUCAGCGACCUAUCUGAAGUGUUCCCGAAUAAGUUAUUUGAUCUGGAGGGCCUGCACCCACUUGUCAAUUACUGGGUACGGGAGGGACAAGCACUUCGUGGUAUAAAAAAAACAACAGAUAGAGCUCCACUUGAAAGGCCGCUUUCUGCGGAUGGGAAGAAGAUCAUGGUUAACAGUAAUGAGGAAAAGGUCGAGCUGGGAAAGAUAUAUGUUGCCCUGCAUAGGGAUCCUUUUGAGCACUUAUAUGGUCCCGCUCGUUUAUGGCAAAGUGAGUAUAAGGUUUACGAUGUGGAGGAGUUGAUCAACAAGGUUGAUCCUGGGUAUGGUCCUGUGCUCGAAGAGUCUUUUUUGAGGCACGGGUUUUGGCCAGAGUUGGAUAUGGAUCAAAACAGACCCCGACAUUGUUAUUAUACCGAUGUAAGCUGGGAACGGAUUCCUAGGGAGGAGUAAAGUGAUGACUUGAGAGAUCACUAGCAGUUGUUUUUUCCUUUUGUUUAACGGACAGUCAGAAGCGUUGGGCUUCCUAAUUGUAAGGCGAUCACUAGUGUUUACUUGUUCGUAACUUUGCAUAUGUCGAAGCAGAACGAAUGUUAGAAUUUGUGCUGAGUAUUUGGAGCCAAUGUUGGCCUUUACUUUACUUUGUUAUUCGGAGAAUGUGCAUUUUGGUGA